AUGGCAAAACUACUGACCUUGUUGAUCGCAUUUCUUUGUAUCGUCGUAGCAACAACGGCUAAAGAUUGUGGCGGAUUCAAAAACAACGGUUGGUACAUGAACGUGGUGAAUGAGAUGUUGAACGAACCCAAGAUUCAGGUUCGUUGCGCAUCAAAGGACGAUGAUCUCGGCAUGAAAGCCCUUGGAUGGAAUGAAGGUCAUCAUUGGAAGUUUUGUGACACUCUUCUUGGUUUAAACGGUGCUACCGUAUUUUGGUGCCAUUUUUAUUGGGGUAAUAAAGAACAGCGUUUUGAGGUGUUUAACACGACUAUGAGACAUCAGUGUAAUGAGGUCGGUAAGGACUAUGAAAAACCGUAUUGGAGAUGCACUUGGAUGAUUCGCCAUACUGGGUUUUGGUUUAGAGAUAGGAGGAAGGGUUCCGACAAGCCGCGUGAUUAUAAAUGGUAUGACUGGAAGGUAGGCCGGAUCGCCUAG
Messenger RNA from Erigeron canadensis, 474 nucleotides. RefSeq names its product S-protein homolog 20-like. The coding region runs from base 1 to 474 and encodes 157 amino acids. Lineage: Eukaryota; Viridiplantae; Streptophyta; Magnoliopsida; Asterales; Asteraceae. The transcript has a single exon. The record is from RefSeq and is a predicted model, not a curated record.